This is a messenger RNA of Plenodomus lingam JN3, 843 nucleotides long. RefSeq lists its product as uncharacterized. Gene Ontology annotation, molecular function: delta(3,5)-delta(2,4)-dienoyl-CoA isomerase activity. NCBI's taxonomy places the organism in Eukaryota, Fungi, Ascomycota, Dothideomycetes, Pleosporales, Leptosphaeriaceae. The record is from RefSeq and is a predicted model, not a curated record. Gene Ontology annotation, cellular component: mitochondrion.
AUGGCAGAAGCAUACCAGAAGGAGUUCUUCAACGUCACGUUUCCGGCCGAACAUGUGGCUCACGUUGAGAUUAAUCGGCCAGAGAAGAUGAAUGCAUUCAAGGAGAUCAUGUGGCUCAACCUCCGUGCCAUCUUCCAACAGCUCUCCCACGAUCCCUCGGUCCGCGCCAUAAUCCUCACCGGUGCCGGCCCCCGCGCCUUCACCGCCGGCCUCGACGUCCAAGCCGCCUCCUCAGGCCCCACCUUCUCCUCCUCCACCCACGACGACCCCGCCCGCAAAGCCAACGGCCUGCGCCGCCACAUCCUCGAGUUCCAGGCCUGCAUCACCGAGCUGGAGAAGUGCGAGAAGCCGGUCAUUGCCGUGCUACACGGCAUCAGUUUCGGCUUGGCCAUGGACAUGAGUCUUGCGUGCGAUAUUCGCAUUGCAAGCGCAGAUGCCAAGAUGAGUGUCAAGGAGGUGGAUAUUGGGAUUGCGGCGGAUAUUGGUACCUUGAGCCGGUUGCCGCAUAGUGUGGGUAGUUUGAGCUGGGCCAAGGAUAUUGCACUGAGCGCGAGGGUGUUUGGGGCCGACGAGGCGUUUAGGCAGGGGCUGGUUAGUGCGGUGUACAAGGAUAAGACGGAGGCUGUGGAUGAGGCGCUCAAGUUGGCCACGCUGAUUGCCUCAAAGAGCCCGGUCGCGGUACUAGGAACCAAGGAGAUUAUGAACUACUCACGGGACAGGACGGUGGAGGAAGGAUUGAGGUAUACGGCAGUGUGGAAUGCGGCUAUGCUGCAGACGGAGGAUGUGAAGAGUGCGAUGAUGAGUGGGAUUCAGAAGAGGACGCCCAAAUUCAGUAAACUAUAG